AUGACGCUGCUGGUGACGCCCGUGACGACGGCCGAGGAGUUCCAAGAGGCGAAGACGAUCCGGCUGCGGGUCUUCCACGAGGAGCAGGGCUUCGACCCCGUGCUAGAGUUCGACAAGCACGACGACGAGCCCAGCACGAUCCACUUCCUGGGCAAGGACGUGGAGCAGGACAAGUACGUCGCCGUGGGGCGCGUGCUGCUGGACGAAGCCAACCGCUCUGCCAAGAUCGGCCGCGUGGCGGUGCUCUCCGAGUGCCGCGGCAAGAGCUACGGCGCAGCGCUCAUGCAGGGCAUGGAGCAGCACGUCCGCGGCCGCGUGGACAGCUUCAAGCUGUCGGCGCAGUUUGGCAAGAGGGGAUUCUACCAUAAGUGCGGCUACGAGCGCACCCCCGAUGAGAUCCACCUCGACGAGGGCGUCGAGCACUGCUGGAUGGUCAAGGCCGCCAACCCGUAG
Phytophthora sojae is the source of this 453-nucleotide messenger RNA. RefSeq lists its product as hypothetical. Bases 1 to 453 code for a protein of 150 amino acids. The record is from RefSeq and is a predicted model, not a curated record. Gene Ontology annotation, molecular function: N-acetyltransferase activity. Lineage: Eukaryota; Oomycota; Peronosporomycetes; Peronosporales; Peronosporaceae. The transcript has a single exon.